CCAUGAACUCUCCCGCCACUGGGAGAGAGCAGCUGUCAGGGCGGUGUUUCCUCCAGUUUGAUUACUAGCUGGCUAAAGAAAAUCUUGCGGGUUUAUUAGGGACGGAGAAAACGUGGAGUUGAAAGUUUGCAAGUUGACCUGGUGGGACCGAGUGACAGAAGGUAGCCAAGAUGCAGUUCUCAGGAAGGAUUCGGAAGAAGCUGCGCUUGGCAGGUGACCAGAGGAAUGCUUGUUACCCUCACAGCCUUCAGUUUUACCUCCAGCCGCCUUCUGAAAACAUAUCUUUGACAGAGUUCGAAAACUUGGCUGUUGAUCGACUUAAGUUGCUAAAAACAGUUGAGAAUCUUGGUGUGAGCUACGUGAAAGGAACAGAACAAUACCAGAGUAAGUUGGAGGCUGAGCUUCGAAAACUCAAGUUUUCCUACAGAGAGAACUUAGAAGAUGAAUACGAGCCACGCAGAAGGGACCACAUUUCCCACUUUAUUUUGCGCCUUGCAUACUGCCAGUCGGAAGAUCUUAGACGAUGGUUUAUUCAACAAGAAAUGGAUCUGCUUCGAUUUCGAUUCAGCAUUUUACCCAAGGAUAAAGUUCAGAAUUUCUUAAAGGAUAGUCAUUUGCAUUUUGAGGCUAUCCUGAAGAUGAACCCAGGAGGCCUACUGAUGGUUUUAACUGAGAUAAGUGAUGAAGAGAAGACUCUUCGAGAACAGGAUAUCAUUGCAUCCUCGCCAAGCCUAAGUGGGGUGAAGUGGGAAUCGGAGUCAGUUUAUAAGAUCCCCUUUGCUGAUGCUCUGGACCUGUUCCGAGGAAGGAAGGUCUAUUUGGAAGAUGGCUUUGCCUAUGUGCCGCUUAAAGACAUUGUGGCCAUCAUUCUGAACGAGUUCAGAGCCACGCUGUCUAAGGCUCUGGCACUAACAGCCAGGUCCCUGCCUGCCGUCCAGUCAGAUGAGCGACUCCAGCCUCUGCUCAAGCACCUCAGUCAUUCUUACACUGGCCAAGAUUACAGCACCCAGAAGAACACUGGGAAGAUUUCCUUAGAUCAGAUUGAUUCGCUUUCUACCAAAUCCUUCCCACCUUGCAUGCGUCAAUUGCACAAGGCUUUGAGGGAAAAUCACCAUCUUCGUCAUGGAGGCCGGAUGCAGUAUGGCCUAUUCUUGAAGGGCAUUGGCCUAACUUUGGAACAAGCACUGCAGUUCUGGAAGCAAGAGUUUAUCAGAGGAAAGAUGGAUCCAGACAAGUUUGAUAAGGGUUACUCUUACAAUAUCCGGCACAGCUUUGGAAAGGAAGGCAAGAGGACAGACUAUACGCCUUUCAGUUGCAUGAAGAUUAUCCUGACCAAUCCUCCAGGCCAAGGGGAUUAUCAUGGGUGCCCAUUCCGUCACAGUGAUGCAGAGCUGCUGAAGCAGAAGAUGCAGUCCUACAAGAUUCCUGCCUCGGGGAUCAACCAGAUUUUGGAUUUAGUAAAGGGGACUCAUUACCAGGUAGCCUGUCAGAAGUACUUCGAGAUGACACAUAAUGUGGAGGAUUGUGGCUUUUCUUUGAAUCAUCCGAAUCAGUUCUUCCUUGAAAGCCAGCGGAUCCUAACUGGUGGCAAAGACAUCAAGAAGGAAUUCAGCCAACCAGAAACUCCUCAGCCCAAACCCAGUGUCCAGAAGGCGAGGGAUGCAUCGUCUGCCUUAGCCUCUCUAAACUCCUCCCUGGAAAUGGAGCUGGAGGACCUAGAAGAUUGUUUUAGUAAUUGAUGUGGCCACUUCAGUACAUUUCCCCCCCAGUUAAUGCAUUCCUGUUUGUAAGGUUUGCCUUUUUAAAGCCCUGCUGUUGAACAACUUCCUCUACCCACCUAUUCCAUGUACAGACAUUUGUUAGCAAAGCAAGCUUGCUUCUACCUUAAUUGUGACAUGAUGAUAAAAGACAGUGUUCUGUUGAAAUCUUUUAUUGAAUAUUUUGAUCUGAAUCCUGUUUCAGAAAAUUAAAACAGAACUUAGUGACUAAAGUUCUGAGGCAGCAAAUACAACUAAAACCAGUUUCACAUAUUAGAAUUUUGACCCAGUCCUCUUUUGGAGCAUUUUUGCUAAUAAAUAUGAACAUGUAUAUGACUA
Myodes glareolus (Bank vole) is the source of this 2096-nucleotide messenger RNA. The record is from RefSeq and is a predicted model, not a curated record. NCBI's taxonomy places the organism in Eukaryota, Metazoa, Chordata, Mammalia, Rodentia, Cricetidae.